AUGAAGAUUUCAGGAGAAAGAACUCCAAAAAAGAAAAAGAAACGCGAAAUGAGAUCACAGAAAGAAAUUUUUAUUUUUAUUCAUGACUUGGAAAAUAUUUUUGCUGGCAUAACAAGCUUAGUUAGACAUUGGACAAUAUUUUCUUCGAAAAGAACUGAAGUUGCAUGUGCUGAAAUGACUUACGGCAAUAUGGAAAUUUCAAUGAAUAAAAAGAAGUUUUCAUAA
This is a messenger RNA of Clunio marinus, 225 nucleotides long. The record is from the annotation of a GenBank genome assembly. NCBI's taxonomy places the organism in Eukaryota, Metazoa, Arthropoda, Insecta, Diptera, Chironomidae.